AUGUCCUUCGAACUCCUCCCCGCAAAUCCCACAGACUCCCCCGCCCUAACCACCGUCUUCCUCUCCGCUUUCAGCAACCCCUUCAACCAGCGCCUGUUUCCACACACCCCAGACGUAACCGCCUACUGGACCACACAAUUCACCUCCUUCAUCAACAAUCCACACAAGACCGUCCUCAAAAUAAUCGACUCAGCGGAUGGUGCCAUCGUCGCGUUCGCGGUGUGGCAGCUCCCUGCACAAUCCCCCCCAGAGGAUAGCCUCGAGAAACAUUCGCAUUCAGGCGAUGAGCAUCACUACCCCGCCAGUUCCGACAGCGAGCUCUGCAGGGUAUUCUUCACCGGGAUGAAGGAGAUGAGGGGGAGGAUUAUGGGUCGUCGGCCUCAUUACUAUCUGGAGAUGUUGGGGACCAGUCCAGCGUAUCAUGGGCGGGGCCUUGCGUCCAGACUGCUCCGGUGGGGAUUGGAGCGGGCUGAUGAGGUUGGAUUGGAGACGUAUCUGUCGGCGUCGCCGUCAGGAAGGCCGCUGUAUGAGAAGUAUAGGUUUCGGCUGGUGGAGGAGAGGGAGGUUGCGGGUGGGUAUGUGCAGGGGUAUAUGCUUCGGGCUGGGAGGGAUGUUUGA
Aspergillus pseudoviridinutans is the source of this 618-nucleotide messenger RNA. Its product is annotated as GNAT family N-acetyltransferase. Gene Ontology annotation, molecular function: acyltransferase activity, transferring groups other than amino-acyl groups. Bases 1 to 618 code for a protein of 205 amino acids. The transcript is spliced from 2 exons. The record is from RefSeq and is a predicted model, not a curated record. Lineage: Eukaryota; Fungi; Ascomycota; Eurotiomycetes; Eurotiales; Aspergillaceae.